AUGGACUUCAUUCUUACAAGUCUUGACACCGCACUGAGCCCCGACAGCAAGCUGCUGGCUAUCAGCUCAAGUCAUCCCAGAGUUGGCAUCUUGAUCUACGAUGUCGCGACCAAAGAACUACGCCAAGCUCUUGAAGGCUGUGGUACAUUAGCCUUCAGACCUCUAGCGAGGCAACACCAACAAGACGCUGAGGGGAAACGUGCAACUGACAUUAGUGGGGAAAUACCAGCAUACACUCUCGUUAGCAGCUUCUCGUCGGGCGAGCCACGCUUCCAGCCACACACUGGACUUAUCCUGUGGGAGCUUGAUAGCAAUGGACGAUUAUUCGUCGAAGAAGAGCCUAUAGACCCUGCGGCCAUCGCCAUCAAGGCCAUCGACGCCAUCCUGCCUGAGCUAGAGGCUGAACACGAGUGGACACGAGCUUUUGUGGACGCUUCCAACCUACACGCCGAUUUCGUCAGGGCUUUGGAGAAUGCGUCAGCUGAUCAUCGCCGAAGAAACAACACAGUGGUCCAGAAUGCCGUGAUAUCCAGUUUUGUAAGCACGCCAUUCAGUAGCGACGGAGCUCUGCUGUUGUAUGCUAUCAACAACAAAUCCACGCAACACGGCAUGCGCGAGCCAAAUGCUCUUCCCCAGGUGGUCGUCUACGAUGUCGAUGUGGGGCGCGAGGUCCAUCGCCUCAGGGGACAUAGCGACCAAGUGACGUGGCUUGGCUCCAGCCCCGACGACCAACAUGUAGCAUCUGUGUCCUGGGAUGGAACACUGCGCAUGUACUCGACCGAGAAGGGAGAACUGGAAUGGGCGACGGCAGACUCGGGUGGUCAGAGCUGGGCUGGUGCCUUCUCACCAGACUCCAAGCACAUCGUUUGGAGUUCGCAUAGCGGAAAAGAGAUCGGAGUCCACAAAGUUGCCGAUGGAGAAGUCUUGUCCACCUUUCCCGAGAGCGUCACCCGAUGGUGCCGUUGCUUCUCGUGGCAUCCCACUAAACAACAGAUGGCUCUAUGCGCAGACAAGACGGUAUAUGUCUGGCAGCCAUUUGACGGUCCUGGGGGCGUCGUGGUGCAGCGUUGGGUCAUGGACGACGACGGUCAAUUUCCCCGCAUGGCUCAAAUACAGAAUGUUUCGUGGUUGGGUGAUGGAAGGCUUCUGUCUCUGACAACCUCUGAUAGGACGGUUCUAGUCUACGACACAUUGACGAACGCGAAGGAAGUCUUCAAGCGGCCGAAAGGCGCAGACGCUGCCUAUGUGAGGACGGGCUUCUAUGCGUUAGCCAAGGACGAGGAGAGGACGACGUAUCUCAGCAUUGAUGGGGAUGGCAAGGUUAGGUACUGGGACAGGAGCGUGGCGCCUUUGCCGGAUACACAAUCCGAACGAGAGAGCGCUGUGGAACGGUCGUGGUGGGAAAAUCGGGCAGAGGAUCCUAAGGCCUCUACUAGGAAGGGAGAGUAUGCGGCUGUGGUCAGUACAAUCAAGGAACAGGUCAUGGGCGCGAAGAGUGGGGAGGGAUCAGCCACGGCAGGCGAUGAAGAGAGGGAAGCGUGGGCGCAGAAGGGCACCGGUAUCUGGACCGCUGAGUAG
Didymosphaeria variabile is the source of this 1578-nucleotide messenger RNA. RefSeq lists its product as uncharacterized. The transcript has 2 exons. The record is from RefSeq and is a predicted model, not a curated record. Lineage: Eukaryota; Fungi; Ascomycota; Dothideomycetes; Pleosporales; Didymosphaeriaceae. Gene Ontology annotation, molecular function: protein binding. The coding region runs from base 1 to 1578 and encodes 525 amino acids.